AUCUUUUUAUGAUGAUUUAUUUUCACGAGAGCUGUUUUCUGUUUUUUAGCUGGAACUGUUGUUACACAUCACGUCAUCAUGACAUGCACUACAGCGUGCUUGGAUUCGGUGUUCAUACUGAUUACUGUGAUGCAAAGUCAGCCCUGUAUGAAUGUUUACAAUACAUAACAUUGUUCCCAGAUCAGCGUCAGUGGAUGGACACAAACAAAUCUGAUCCACCAUCCCACGUUAAUCGUUAUUAUAACCUCGCCCAAAACUUCAGUCACUUGUAAGUUGUAUGUUGUGUUAUUUCCUUGACAACUGGGAAGACUUUAACUGCCUGGACGACAAUGACAUUGUCCUGUCAUGCCUCUGGUCAACAGUUUGUUGGAGGAAGACUCACCUGUCACGGAUAGAACACAACUUAACUUAUUGUUUAUCUUUCAGAUCAAAAGGGAACCACAUCAAGGAAUCGAGCUGUUGUUGUUACCUGACAUAUGAAAGUUGGUCCCUGAUGCUCGGAGCUGUUACUUCAAAGGCUGCCACCACUUUCGCCCUUGUCUACAUCACAUCACGCCUAUUUGUCAGUAUGGCAUGGCGUUCAAGUGGCAGAAACAACAGAGAUCUUGUGGAGAACCUAAAGACAAAUGGUAUCAUCAAAGAUUCCCGUGUCUACCAAGCCAUGCUUGAGGUCGACAGAGGUCAUUUCGCCAAGUACAACCAAUAUGCUGAUUCCCCACAGAGCAUUGGAUAUGCCGUUACCAUCAGCGCACCACACAUGCACGCCCAUGCUUUGGAGUUAUUGAGUAAUCAGCUGAAGGAGGGUAAUGCAGCUCUUGACGUUGGAUCAGGCAGUGGAUACUUGACAGCUUGUAUGGCUCACAUGGUCGGAAAUACUGGCAAAGUCGUGGGCAUUGAUCAUAUUGAUGAACUGGUGAAUGAAUCAAUUUCAAAUAUCCGAAAAAAUGAGAAGACUGCGGCUUUUCUUGAAAGUGGUACAUUGAAGCUUGUGUCUGGUGAUGGACGAUUAGGCUAUCCACAGGAUGGUCCAUACGAUGCGAUUCAUGUUGGUGCUGCAGCAGCUCAGUUACCUAAGGCUUUAGAGGAACAGUUGAAGCCAGGUGGCCGCCUAAUCUGCCCUGUCGGGGAAGCCCGGGCAAGCCAAGUCCUUCUUCAAGUUGACAAACUGAUGGAUGGAAGUAUUGUCAAGAAAAAGCUUAUGGGAGUGAUAUACGUGCCUCUUACAAACAAGGAGGAACAGUGGCCAAGAGACACUUGCAGCAUAUGAAGUGGUGGAAUGUUAAAAAGCCAAAAUCGAGAAGACCUAUAGCUUGUUUCGUGUGAUGCAAGGUGUAUUAUUUCAAGAAGUGCUCAGUCCUGCAUUUAUAAUACUAGUUGAGGAGCUUAAGCCAUAAGAGCCAGGUCAAGAGGUGGAAGUUCCAUCAGGAGGAGAAUCCUUGAAAGAUUUGACAUGGAUCGUGGGGAUGGGGAGAGAGCGAUCAGGAAAUGAAUAGUGUCGUACAAUUUGAGGAAACUUCUUCCAUUUUUGGAAGGUAAUAUGUGAUGGGGUGGACAUUCUACCAGUAACUGUUAUUUCUUUAUGCUAACCAGACUGUUAGCUGGAGUUCUUCUGUCAUGAUUUUCCCAAAGAGCAUGAUUACUUAGCUUUGAUGUGAUAAGAAAUGCACAUAUUUCAAUUGGAACUGUCAUUUAUAGCAGCUUUUGUGAAAAGAGUUAUUUCAUCACCGAAUCAUCCAGCUGACCUCAUGACUUCUACACCGACUUAUAUGGUGACUGUUUCUUCCAAAAGAUGAUUUUGGAGAGUAGCAUACUUUGUCCCUUGAGGAAUAAUAGGGGUGGGAUACAUGAUAUUGAGAUAAGAUUGAGCUGACUUUACUUUUUCGAAGUUUUUGUAUUGAGGGAUGAAAAAUCAAAUGUCACUUACAUGUACUUAUACAACCUUUUGUUUUUCAAGGGACCAAUUAGGGUGAAAACAUGUUGAAACUGUUCAAUAAAUUCAUUUCUCUGGUAAUGUUACCCUAUUAGUAGCGGAGUGGCCCGGUUUUACGGUACAUGAGACAGGACUAAGUAGUUAGUGGUGGGUUAGUUUAUCAAGCGUCUCAAGAAAAAUUGUUCAUUUUCUGCCUUUCCCUUAUAAGCUUGAGUUGGUUGGUUGGUUUCUUUUUUUCUGUGGUAUACCCUGCCUUGCUUUCAGAUGUAAAUAUUUGGAAGUCUAUAUCUUGACAAACCUAAAACACUAAUCAACCAAUUCCUCUGUCAUCAUACAACUCGUAGCCUAUUGCAGUACAAAAUGUUAAUGAUAUUGAAUAAGCUAGCGUUAGAAAGAACUUGGAACACUUUUAUUUAAUUUGUCUAUUUAAAAUCGCUUAUGUUUAUACAAUUUGAAUAAGUAGUGCUUGAUGGAAUGAAACCAUUUACUGUCAUUCUUUUUCUAUUUUUUUAUAAAAUAAGUACAUGUUAAUGGUGUAUGUUUCUUGGAAUUGUAAAUGUGUACUCUAUUGGUCAAUUUUGAAAGAGUAGAUGACUUUUUUCUCUAUAUUUUGUGCUGUUAUCAUCCUGUUCUGUGAUUCAAUGAAGUCCACGUCCAUUUCUGUUACAUGUUGUGACAUGAACAUUGUAAGCAUUCAUAGUCAUACAGUUAGCUACUGACAAGAAUGGAUAGAGACUAGUCUUUGAUAAUUCUUGUACCAAGUGUACUGCAAGUAGUAUGUUUUGUGGUGCAUCUUUAAUUCAGACUGUAAUGCACAAGUUCUGUAUUCAGCCCACUCUUGAGUAGGCCUUUACUUGACACAUGGAUAUUUUAUCAAAACAACAUGUGACCCCAACUGUUUCAGAUAUGAGUGCGGCUUUAUAAGAUUCUGUCAUUAAGAACUAUGAGUUUGUUCUCGGUAAUCAUGCUGCUACUUCCAGUAGUAUGUUACUACUUCUGGUAGCAUUGCUGCUUCUUCUGGUAGCCAUGCUACAACACUGUGUAUUGCCGUAUAGCACCCCCUUGGCAUUGUUUGGUAAUGGUAUGUUGUGUGCUGGUAAAACCAAGUGACUUCUUAUGUUAUUUUUAUCCCACUUUAUUAUUCUUGUGGCCAUAAAUGUUCACGAAAACAUUCUUUUAAAUUUUUUCCAUUCAUUUCCAUGAUUGGGUGCAUUUUCUUAUGAUAAAACCAUCAUUAAGUUAAACAUUUUUGCAUCCCUUAGUUUUUGACUGUACUCCCUCUUGCAAAAACAAAAGGGUUUAUAGUACACUGUACUGUAUAGAUGGAUUGUUUAUUCAAGUUGUUUGUAACAGUUAUCCCCUGUACAAUGCCUAUUUUGUUCCUAUUAAAUUCGAAGAGCUUGUUACUGAAA
Molecule: messenger RNA, 3342 nt
Organism: Lineus longissimus
Lineage: Eukaryota; Metazoa; Nemertea; Pilidiophora; Heteronemertea; Lineidae
Product: protein-L-isoaspartate(D-aspartate) O-methyltransferase-like
Exons: 7
Coding region: 278-1267 (329 amino acids)
Biological process (GO): protein modification process
Cellular component (GO): cytoplasm
Molecular function (GO): protein-L-isoaspartate (D-aspartate) O-methyltransferase activity
Source: RefSeq, a predicted model, not a curated record